Messenger RNA from Spodoptera littoralis (African cotton leafworm), 11913 nucleotides. The record is from the annotation of a GenBank genome assembly. Lineage: Eukaryota; Metazoa; Arthropoda; Insecta; Lepidoptera; Noctuidae.
AUGUUUAAAAUAGAGUCAUAUGUCACACCCAUCUUGCUGAGCUACGUGGACAAAUAUGUGCGAGACUUCAAACCAGCUGAUGCACAGGUGUCACUAUGGGGCGGGGGCGUGGCGCUCCACAAUCUGGUGCUCAAGGCGGACGUGCUCCAGCAGGAAGUGGCAUUGCCCUUCACCCUCGUCUCCGGCCGCAUCCACGAGCUGCUCAUACAAGUACCAUGGACCAAGAUCAUGUCGGAGCCGAUUGUCGUCACCAUCGAUACUAUAGAAUGUGUGUUAAGUCUGAAUCCGCCUGUCCCGCCCGAUGGCACGCCGCCUCCAGCAUCACCGAGCCGCAAGACUCAGGUAGUGGAGGCUCCGCCGGGCUACAUGCAAGCUUUGGUCCGGCGCAUCGUGAGCAACAUAGCGCUACGCGUGCACCACCUCAUCGUCAAGUACGUGCAGGACGAUAUAGUACUGUCUCUCAAUGUCAAACACCUCGGCGUCGACAGCGCUGGACCCAAUUGGGAACCCGCUUUUGCAGAUAUUGACCAGGCGCAACCAGUGAUAAGAAGGCUAGUGCACCUAGACGAUCUCACUCUGUGUCUGGACAAAUCUGACGGAGAUGGCAAGAUACGGUUUUUUCAAGAACCCUUAUUGUAUAGGUGUCAGCUAGAUCUCAGAGUUCUAACCCGCCUAAUAUCUGCGAAUACACGUCGCGCUACAAGUUUGAACGUGCAGAUGCGGUCCAGUAAGCUAGCGUGGAGCGUCACCAACGAACAGUUGGCGUUGUUGCUCCGACUCAUCAAGGAGCGGCCGAUCACCACCGUCACGCCGCCUCCGCCCAAGGCAUCUGUUGCACAAACGCCGCUCCAUUCGACAUCAUCAAACUCGGCGGAGCCAACUCGGCAAGAGAGCUGGUCGGAGUGGGCGUGGUCCUGGUUGCCCACGUGGGUAGAUCGCGACACGAACUUGGAGGAAGCACCCCUGCCACCCACCUCGCUGCCCAUAUACUUCAGCGCUUAUCUAGAUGAUGUCUCCUUGGUGUUCAAGGUGAUGGAGACGGAAUCGGGCAGUCGCAAGCGUUCGCGCGCAGUACUAGAGGUCUCGGCAUCAUUUGCUGCGCUAAAAACUUCGAUUUGCCACCCUACCCACUUGAGGAUACGCCUCGGUGCAAGAGAGCUCAUGAUGCAGUCCCACGGGAGAUGUGUCUGCGGACACGUUAAUUUUAACACUUUGAAUUCGGAACCGACAGUUUACUUGAAGAAGAUAAAGACAGCAUCACAGAUGGAGACGGUGUGGACGUGGCCGGAAGGGGUGCUCAAUGACAAGGUGAAGGUUGCUGAGGUCAUUGACGAAAACCCUCCGGCCACUACUGCUGGGGAACCUGAAGGCAGCACUGUAUCCCCUACACCAAGCGUACAAGAUAUGAAACCGACCUCGGUUGAGCCGAGCCUGGACAAACAAGACAGGGAUGAUAUCGACGAGCUCUGGAACAAGAUGGCGCCACUCUUGUUUGUGGAGUACGUGCAUGAACGGUCACCCCCUCACCAACUGAUGAACCCAUAUGAUAAUCCGCCUAAAGAUUUUGAGUACAGUGAUUGGGGCGAAGAAUGCAGCAUGACGGUAGCGGUGGAACCAUUAGAGCUAAGAAUCUGCAUGGGGCUCAUACACCGGCUGCAAGCGGUCAAGAACAUAUACAAGGAACACGCGGCAUCUGAGCCAGAGUUGCCAAAGCGAGUGCUGACAGUUGAAGAGAAGGAAGCUCUGACGGAGAACUUGCCACAGCGUCGUAUCAAGUUGGAGGUGAUGGGCGCACUGGUGCGUCUGAUACCGUGGAACCACAUCGUAGGAGACCGCCAGCCCACGCCUGAACCCGUCGUAUUGGAGUUCGAGUUACCCUAUGCUAGUGCCAUCGUCAUGGCUCCCUUGUAUCCACAUAGGGUAUGUUCAGCAGCCAGUCAGAUGCCCAAAGACUCCGGUUCUCUAUGGCAAGGCGCGAGACGGCACACUACCGUUACGCUCAACUCCGUACAGAUCAGAUUGACCAAUGCCGACGGCACUGAGAAUCGGCCUUGCGCACGCGCAGACAUCAAGCUAGUCACACAUCAACUACUCUACAAAUCCUUCUUCCAAAAUAGAGACUCCAUUGAGUUCGCUUAUCAUCUGAAAAUUAAGGAAAUGAGUAUAUGCGGAUCUUUCGCGCGGCUGCAGGCAGCAUACCAUGUUCCUACGUCACUGACGAUAGAAAAGCGGUCCAUCGCUUUAAAGCAUACUACACUACCCAGAGACGCACUUAACGACCAAGACGCAGUGGCUAUCGACCUGGCGCUGGAGGACGGCACGAUACGGGGCUACCUGACGGACAACGUCAACAUGCAUGUCAUCACGCUACACUCCGCCAAAGCCACCGCUCUACAUGAACCCAAGGCUGGUGUUGUGAAACAAGCGUGGCUCUUCUCCGCUCCCGAUGCGCCUACCACAACGCCCUGCCUUCGUUUCGCGGUCCAAUGGUGCACCACCCCGGUGGAAAACUCGUUCGAUUACCUGGGCGUUUGGACGGAACCUGUGGCCUUCUCCGUGGACCCCUUACUCAUAGCGUGGCUGGCCUACAAACCCACUGUCAAGUCUGAGGCGUCUCUGCCAGCUGCAAUGAAGAGCUUGUCACAAACACAACAGACAUCAUUGCGACGCCGGAGCACACCACCGUCAUCGAGUGGUCGCGGUGGCAGUAGAGCGGGGUCCGCACAAGGUGCGGAACUGAUUCACUACCGCUCGCGCAGCUUCGGGUCCAGUAGUGAGCCGAGUGAGAAGAAAGACAAAGUUACUGCACAUAAAAUCGUACCGCAGGUCACAAGUCAGCAACAAGCAGCGCUUGCGGCAGGUGAGAGGGUGACUGAGCUCUAUCGGCGGCUGCAGGGGAUGGUCCUCAACGUGGAGCUGGGGCUGGCCCUCGUGUAUGUCACCAUGAGUACGGCCUCCGCGGUAGACUGUCACACCCUCAGAGACGCCAUGGAACGACACGCCUCAGCCGCACACAGAGUAUUGGCUAUAUGUCUCGGUCGACUGUCGAUGCAGUCCAGCACUCUCAGCAAUCGCCUGUGGCAGAGUCUACGACAUGACGGACCUACAUUCCUAGCAGAAAAGCCCAAAGACGACUCGUUUCCAUGGAAGAUAAGUCUUGCGGACGUCUCCUGCUACACAUUAGAACUGCCUCACUUAUCAGCGACUACUGAUAUUGUGGGGCAGGAGACGGUGGGGAUCUCAGCAGGUCUGAAGUCUAAACUGAAGAUGUCUGGAGCCCCCAAAGCUACUCGGAAGACGGUGCUAGAGCUGGUCACCACCACCAUCACAGUGUCCGUCGUCACUAAGGCACUGCAGUAUAAGACUAUAUCCAGGAAGGAUCUGAAGAAGAGUCAUAUUGUUACUGAAGAAGAUCGGAAAACGCAGUACUUUACAGCUGGAAUGGAGUUCAAGCCGACAACUUUGAAGGAAUUUGUUCGCGGUCCAGCCAGCAGACAAAGGAAAUCUGAGGAACCGUCGGCGUCGGCGACGUCUCAAACAGAGAUACCUUCCGAGGUGAUCACCAUCAAGGACGGACCGCUAAUCUCCUUGGGAGUGCACCUCCACGCUGACACUCCACCCAUCAUCAUCCGGCUGGAACAGGAUCAGAUUCAAACGAUGUCCGCGACAAUCCAUUGUUUGGCUCACAUUCACACGUUAUUGCAGCGGCCUGCUAUAUUGAUCCCUAACAGAAGCUUCACAUCAAUCGGCAGCUCACACAGAUCAUUAAUACGGUCUGUGUCGGAAAUAAACGAAAUAGCGGCUCCAUCAGAAGAAGACGCCAGCGAAAAAUCUGAACUGGUGCCCAUAUUUGAUAGGACAUUACAAAAAAAGCGUCCUUUGAAGACAUUCUUUUGGUUCCAAUGGGUGGUGAGCCGCGCGACGCUAGUGUUAGCCUCUGACAUUGUAAAGCUGGCGCUGGACAUCGAUGACAUCAUCAGCACGAUCGAUAUACAAACCGAGUACAACCAGCUUAAAGUCAAGGUGGCAUCAGCCUCCAUUAAACAUUAUAAACGGAAUGAAAUGGACGAAUGGGUUACUGGCGUGAUCGGCGGUAGGGUGCUGGAAGCUAGGGAGCCUACAAAAGCUGAAGAGGAUACUCAUUUCCUGUCCGUCACCAUCACACAAGCGCAGGUAUCUGACCUGCCCGCAAGCUGGAAAGAAGAGCUGCAUCCCAAGUUAUUGGAGUCUACCUCGUCGCACGACACGAUGUGGGAAGUGUUCGCUACGCUGGCCCCGCUAGAGGCGUUAGUACAGCCGAGUGUUAUAGACAACAUCGUUACUCUGGUCAGGGAACUGGUGCCAAGAGCAUAUUGUCCCUUGAGGGCGGAGACUGAGAACAGGCUGUCAGAUUGGCAAUGGCCGUAUUUGUAUCUGACUGCCGGCGGCAUUAGGGUGGUUGUUGCCGGGGAGGAUGUGGGUAGAGAGAGAUCCUUCGAUGACACCAUAAUUCUCUAUAUCGGCGCCGUAAAUAUUACUCCACACCCAGAAAAUCCCAUCUGCCGGCGAGCGGUUAACACGGGACCCGAUGGUGGCUGGCUGGCAGGCGCUAGCGGGUUCGAGGGCCGACAGUACGAAAUUCUCGUGAAAGAAGUCUCCGUACAAUCUACAAAGUUCAAAGCUAUAGCGCUCGCUGAGGCAGUCUUAGACAACACUAAAGGUAUGACGACUGAGAAUCCUGCGCUGAAAUGGAGCCAACGCACCAAGAUCCCACAAAAGGUUCCCAUAUUACACUCUGUCGAGCUCUGCUGCGUGCUAGCUCCAGCGAUGUACGUCGGUGGCUUGCUGGCCUGCGGUCCAGCGGUUGAGCUGAACCUGGUGUCAGACUGCAGUAUAGAGAUCAGUGUAGAUCAGCUCGUCCUCUUCAAAAACCUGCAACAAGAAUUCGUCUCUGAUAUUUCCUUGGCACAGGAUAGUAAUUGGAUGACCAACAUCUUCUCGCGACCCCGGAUGUCGGUGGACAAGGACAGCGUCUGCCCGUACGCGAACAUCAUCACCAACCAACUCGACCACACUCCAGUCUUCGACGAACCCGUCAUCGAGAACGUCAUAACGAUUAAAACGUCCACUGAAACAUGUCGGACGACUUACGACUCUGGCGUAGAGACCACAGCCUCCUCUUCUAAGACCAAGCUUACUGACGAGGUGCCCAUCAAAAAGUCCGUCUCCGUAGCCUUUGUAGAAACGGGGGAUGCGUCGAACUUUCUGGAGGUGUUUGUGACGAUGGGAGUGAUAGACCUGUCACUGUACGUGGCAGAUGACGGCAGCCCCGAGGUGAUAGCUCUCAGACCACCCUCUGUCGAAUACGUGCAGCCCGUUACACCGAUCCCACAACAGCAGCCAGAAAAGGAAGACGAUGAGAAAGAUGGCGUGUCACCGGCGACAAGUCGCAGUCUCACUGACGCGAUGCGAGACGUUGACAUCGGGGCGACAAUGCUGCACACGCCGCCGCAUGUGAAGAGUCAAGCGCGAGAGUACGAGGGCAACGUGCCGCUUAUACAAGUCACGCUGUUGCAGCCAAACGUAUACUACUGGAAAAGAAAGACGCAGAAGACAUUACAGCUAUCGCUGUUCAAUGCGGGCGUGGCUCUCGGUAUGACGGACGUGCAAGGACAGUGGAGCUCUGUGUUGGUGUCCACUGCGAAGGGUGUGGCUGACCCGGUCACUGACAUCCCUCCCGCACUUGCCACCUUCAAGGUCGUGGCUCCUAUAGGCAACAUGUCAGCUGGGUCUGGCACGAGCACGCGCGGCACCGUCCGACUGGAUAUCGAGCGGCCCGUGCAGCUCGAGGUGUCCACCGACAACCUCAGGAGGCUGAGAGAUAUAAUAUUGCUUGUAAAUGCGAAUCUAAGCAACCGAGCUUCGCUUCCACAAUCUUCACACAUUCCUGAAAAACCAUUGCUGUACAGAAUUAAAAAACAAUUAUUAUCGGAAGGCAUGGAGAGUAUAACGAUCCAUACAAGCCAGAUCUCAGCGUGUGGACACGAGGGGAUAGUAGGGUGGGACAGUUCUACCCUGCAGAUCUCAGCCAGUUCUCGCCCCGAGAGACUGAACGCGCGCGGACUCGUCACCGCGCUACUGGUCGCAGCCGGCCCGCCUGCAGACCGGAGACAUGUCAUCUUGCAACCCCUGAUGAUGGGUUUGGAAUUAGAAGCUUAUUGGGAAGCAUGGCGGCGUGCAGAAGGUGGUCAUUCUAUGCGGGAACCGACCGUGAGGAUUAGCGUGGAAUUCGAUGAAGUCACCGUGGACCUCAGACCUACAGAGCUGGCCACCCUCCACCGACUGGAAAAAUCUUACAGAGAACUGGCUAAGAUGCCAAAGAUACCAACUAAAUUGAAUUUGAAUAUAUACCCGGCCGUGGACGCGGCGUCAAACCGCGAUAUGUUCACACACAGUUCACAGUUUUCCUCCCAAGGAAUCUCCUCAGACACUGAGUCAUGUGACCAGUUCUACAAAGACGAUCUCAGGAGUGGAGCCUUCAAGAUCUUGAGUGGUGGUCAGUUACCGAUGGCGUACCAGGUGAUGCUGCAUGGCAGCGCAGUGUCGUGGCGCUACCCACACCCCAGGGCUAUCACCAGGCUCGUUGCCUUCCCUUUACCCGGACAGGAGAAGGAAACAAGUUGUGUGCUGGAGUUGUACAACAGUAUGUUGUCCAAGUGGGAGACGCAUACAUACUUCAAGAUACCCUUCGGGGAACCGAAGGAACUCAAUCUGCCAGUCAGCCCACCGGAAACGGUGUUUGCGAUAAUGUGGCGAUUCCGCGUGUGUGACGACUAUGAGCCCCCUACGCCUUACGAGUUUGUGUCUAGUCGUUUCCUGCCACGCAGUGAGCCCUUGUUAAUUGACGAGCAACCAGAGCAGAUGGAUGUAAAGUCAGUAUCGGGAGUGUCGGCGGAACAACUGUCGGGAGUUUUGCGCGUCGACUCAUACUUUGCGCCUCGACUCCUCCCGCGGACGAAAGCUGUGUUGCGUGUCGCCAAUUUUAACUUACACCUACAUAACUCACUGCCCUCAUUAACUAGUGCAGCGACGUACCUUGAAGGCUACUACGUGUCGAAGCCACUGAUGCGAACACACCGAGUGCUGAGUGUGACCGCGCGGUCCACGGCGUUCCAUACACUGUACGGCUCGCCCGCCGGGACGCUCGUCAUGGUCGACACUAAUCUAUCCACCGACAUGAUAGACAGUUCGACGGGUACAAUGGAGGAGAUUGUUGAAGAGUUUCGUCUUCAAGGUGGCUUGUCGGAUAAACAAGAGUCUCUUCUGACUGCUCGCUACCGUGUGCUGACUACUGGCAUUCACGUAGCGCUACAAAUACCAAGGCUCAGGACCUUGCAGGCUCUCUGCCAGGAUUGGAAGAUGGCCUAUGACGAGUAUUUAAACAACUCAAUCGAGGAAUCUAUAUCCGAGGAUGAUGAAGAGGACUUAACAGAAGAAACUGAGCAGGAGGAAAUGGUCGUGGCUGAGGCGGCGGUCGCGACUUUAGAAGGGAGAGUGUCGCUUUGGAUAUACAACAGUUGUGCGUCCUCCUUGAGGGUAGGACAAGAGGAUACAGAAGAAGUUGUACCGCUGGGACCUGGCGUCAUACUGGCCUAUAGGUGGCGUAAUCCAACGGCUCCCAAGAGGAUUCGGCUCGCACUGGCUGGUCCCACAGCAGAUUGGCAUUGGUCGUCUAGUUUGCCUUUCUUGGCGGGCAUGCACCGUCUGAAGAUCGAUACUCCGGACCCAAGUAACAGCAAGCAAAUCUCUUCUACCAGCGCCUUCGUUCAUGUGAAGGUCGAGGAUGCGGGCGCCGCCAAGACCAUGCACCUCUCCGGGAGAUUGGUGCUUGCCAACAUGCUGCGAGCCACACUACUUUACAAAGUUCGUGCUCACUGCAGUGAAGCUCCACAAUGGCGGACUUUGUGCUCGGGUGAGAUGACGGCGGAAACCAUCGGUCACAGCGUCGUCUGCAGUGCCGACUGUGACAUGGUGCUCAAAAUAAAGCUGAGAUCACACAACACCUGCUGGUCAGGCGACAUACCGCUUAAGGAGUGCCCUAAAGAAAACGUACCGUGGUUGGUCAAAGUACCAACGGAAGGAGAAACCCAAUUUGUAUCAGUAUGGUGUCGCGUGGUGCGCGGGCGCAACGAUGGGCGUAUCCUUGCUACUGUAUGGCCUCUAUACGUGUUACAUUCACAUUUACCGCUAGACACAGAAGUACUGAUAGUAACAGAAGCGCCUGUACCGACGACGGAGGACCAAGAUUCGCAGCAGUCACGGCCUCCACCGUUGUUACAGACCUCACCGGGUCGAGGGUCCAGCACUCACCUACAGGCGCCUGGCACUACUGCGGCCAGGCAUAGUCUGUCCUUCCAGUAUAAGAACAUCGAGUGUCCAGUGACGAGAGAGGCGGUGCCCUUACACUACGGUGUGACCGACACCUCCGUGUUUGACAAACGAUCGCCUGUACUCAACGUCGAUGACGUCAUCAAGGAUAUCCAGCGCUGGUUGAAUCGUUCGGCACAUAAUGCAACGUCUAAAUGGCCAUACUCUGUGGUCGCUAGACACUGGAGUGGAGAGUGGGUAGCCGCAUCGAUACAACCACGAUGUGAUGUCACUGUGCGGUACACCGCCGUGCGCGCUGGCGGGGGCUGCAGCCUGGAGAUCCAGCUGUGUCCAGUAGCAUUGAUGUGCAACGCCACGCCCAUACCGCUCACACUGCGCGCCUACGACGCCGCGCCGCUCUGCAAGCUCGAACCAGGCACUGCUAUUUCACCACCCACUACUAUAAUCAAGAAACCGUUCUUCAUGUCAGUGGAGAUGGGUCGCGAGACGUUCGUGAGCAGUCAGCUACAGGUGUCAGCGGAAGACCCUGGUCGGUACGGCACUCCGCCGCCAGGACACGUCGCGCUUGACCACGCUACCAACUUCGCUAUACUCUGCAACCAGAAGGUGGCGCUGCUGACCCUAUACUAUGAGAUCAAGAAGGAGAUCAACGUGCUCGGCGUGUCCACCUCCUACGUACUCAUAAACAGACUCGACACGGAACUCUUGGUGUCAGCGGUAGCAGUUCCGAACGACAUGAACGAGUACACGACCCUGCGCCCCAAGUCAUUCAAAGUGGUCAUGCCUGUUAAGGAGGGAAGCGUCGACGGAACUCCACUGACUCGCUUCUGGCUGCGCGGGCGCUGGCGCGGCGGGGACCCGUCGGAGCUGCGCACGUACCUGUGUCUGUCUCUGUCGUCCGGCAUGAACCCGAUGCAGGCCCCCGUCCCAAUCCGGCUCGGGGUGCAACCGUUACGACGAGCCGUAGCGCUCAUUGACUCGUCUAUGCAGUCGGUGCCAAUAGUGGUGACUCAGAUAAAGACUGACAACCGUUGGCUGGUGGUGGUGGCGCCGGACCCGUGUCCUCAGUUCCUCGUCCACAACCACACCCGCCUCACGUUAGCCGUCGCACAACCGGUGCACUUCCCUGAGGAACCGUCCACUUCACAUACUGUGGCAGUAACAGAAUGCGCAGGAACAAGAUGGUGCUGUAUGGUGCCACCUAACGCGGCGGUUCACUAUUCGACUCCUGCGCAUUGUGCCCGCUAUCCGCCCGAAGGAAUGCCAGCGACAUCUGUCGCCUCGUGUUACCUUACAUUUGCUAAAGGAAAAGAAGAGUUAGAGCAGGAGUGGUGUUCCCCAGUAGUGGCUGCGGACGGGGAACACCUCCUGCAAUACUAUGGCGGUAUUACCAUCAAACUGCGCGUGCGCACCCAUCCACACUCUACGCUGCUCGAACUACAAGAUGUUGACCAAAACGACAUAUCAGCAAGUGACAUCAGACGCCGUUUGCUGGGAGUGAUAGAGACCGAAGAAUUAACUCUUAAUAAGGAACCGGUCGUGACAGCUGUGCCGAGUUUGGAGAGAGUGGGUGCUGCUUGCCGAGUAGUCUCUCCGGGAGAUGUCAAUGUAAGCGGGGAGAUGUACGAAAGCCAGGUUACGCAUCAAUUACGAUCAUCAUCCACUGGGAAAGGCGAAGACUCGGAUUAUAAGUUUAGAAAAAAGAGGUCUCUUAGCCAGGAUGGUGGUGUGUACUGGGCUACAUCUAUGGAAGGCUCAAAUAGCCGCAUAAUUAAAAACUCCGGUUUCAUGUACGCAUCUGAUACAAGGUUUCAGAACCAAGAUUUGGAGCCCGAACUCGACCAAAUGGAUGAAACCGCAGGGAAUAUGGAGCGGUUCCGCUGCGUCAUCGCAGGAGUUUCGGUGGAACUGUCGGCCGCAUCCGAUGUGAUACCACUACUGGCGGUGCACCUCGACCGCACCGCAAUACUCAUGCAGUCCGAUAGCAAGAAAACAAAAACAAUCCUGUCAAUAGCGGACGCGCAGAUAGAUAACUUGCAGUACGAGACGGGACAGUAUGACUUCGCAGUGAUAGCAAGCACUCGUGCCGAGCCCCUGGAGCCCGACCGGUGGCCCCCUCUGUGGAACAUGUUCUCUGAACGAGAGACCUUCGCCACCAGGGCGGACACUGCGAGACUUGAACUUCAACUACAGCAUGACAAGUGGGAAGUCGUCAAUAAUAAAUAUAAAGAAUUAACAGAAGUGGAUCUGAGAGUGGGUACUCUGGCUCUUUACGUGGAGGAUGCCUUCAUAAAGGCUUUAGUAGACAUGUCCCAUCUCCUGCUCCCCCCGGCCAGCGCCAGCGACCAAGGUUCACUGAGCGAGGAGAGGUCCAUACAGAAACCACUGCGGCUCAGGGUGCUGCAUGUCCAUCCACUCGAUCUCACAUUGACGCUUCAUACUGCCGUGCGAAUGUACAUAGCUCUGGAUCAAAGUCCGCUGCGCCUGAGUGCUUUCAAAUUACAUGACAUGAUGACGUCAGCGGAACGCCUCACGCAUGCGCUCACCGUGCAUUACCUGUCUGCCGCCAUAUUGGGAGCAGGUUGGGUAGUCGGCGGUUUGGAGUUAUUGGGUGCGCCUGGAGCCCUAGCCGCUCGUUUGGGCGGUGCCACGGGUGGUGUGAGGGGCGUAGCCUCCGCUGCGGCGGCAGCGCUGCUUCGGUCAUUGAGCGCAUGGGCAGGGUCUCUAGCGAGGAACCUGGACUUGCUGGCUGGUGAUGAAGAGCAUGCGAGGCGUGCCGCAGCGGCGAGAAGAAGACCACCGCCCAGCUUCGUAGCAGGACUUGUCGCUGGCAUCACCAAUUUCGCUAUUAACAUACUCGGAGCAGUGGGUGGUCUUGCGCAUCACCCCCUAGUGGGGGUGGCAGUGGGGGAGACAGAGAGUGGUGCGGCGGCAUUGCGACGCGGUAUCCUCGGAGCUCUCACUAAGCCGCUCAGCGCUACUGCUGACCUCGUAGCCUAUGCUGGUUCCGGCCUGCUCCGACAGACUGGCUGGGAUCCUGUACCUGAGCCUCGCCGUUUAUCAUCCUCGAUCCAGCCGCGCGCGCAGUCUGGCUGGCACAGAGACUGCGUGCGCUGGGUGUUCCGCAUGUGCGAGCUCAACGCAUUCACCGGAUUCGAGGUCCUGGUCGAUAACGCGCAGCUACAACUACUGGUCACACAUAAGUUCCUGAUCGUGGCUGACCCUGAGUCGGAGCGAAUCAUGGAGAUGAUCGACUUCAGGUACUGCACCCUGAGCCCGUACCAAGGAGAAAUUAUUGAGCUGUGCGUGAUGCAAAGGAGACAGUCCAAGUUGUUGGAAACCAGGAUGCCUGAUGAAGAUGAGGAAUACCAGAUAAGCGCAGCGGCAAUGGCUCGCGUGGCGCGUUACACUGGGGCUGAAGGUACCGCGAUCGGGGAGAGUCGAGUCCUCUCUCUCCUGCCUCCGCCGGGAAGGUCGCACGCUCUACACGCAGUGCUGGCUGCAGCCUUGCACCAUAACUGUGACUCGCAUUUCCCCAUGCUAUGA